Molecule: messenger RNA, 3051 nt
Organism: Cordyceps militaris CM01
Lineage: Eukaryota; Fungi; Ascomycota; Sordariomycetes; Hypocreales; Cordycipitaceae
Product: IQ calmodulin-binding protein
Exons: 1
Coding region: 1-3051 (1016 amino acids)
Source: RefSeq, a predicted model, not a curated record
AUGCGCCGACCGUCUUUAGACCUGAGCGAACCUGCGCGCAACAUCGAAGAGUCCAACGGCGAACCCUCCGACGGCCACGCCAUGGAUCUCGAUUUGGAUCUCGAUUUUCCCAUAUCUCCGACCAACCAAGAUACUCGCGACCAGGACGCCCGCAUCUAUUCGCCGCCGCCGCGCAUCGCCGACCGCUUCUACCGUCCCUCGCACGCCCGCCGCCGUGACUCAGCCGCUUCCUCUCGACGCAACUCCAUCUCCUCCGCCCACUCGCGCUGUUCUUCCAUCCAUGCAUCCUCCGCACAUUUCGAUCAACAGAGCAAACAUGUCGCCCAACACCUUCGCCGCGCCUCCUUUCUUGAGGACCGCAGAGCCCGCCUCGCCGACCGUGCUGCCCAUGCUGAAAAGGUGCGCUUGAGAGCCGCCCUCGCAAAGGCUGCGCCUCGUGGCCAAGCCUCCGAGGGAAAGGUUCUUGCCGCGCAUCAGGCCCGAGAGCGCAACCUCGCCGAGAUUGCUGCCACCUGCGCUGAGGAGGUACGCAAAGCGAAGCAAGUUGCCGAACAGACCAAGGAAAAGCGGGAGCAGGAAGUGGCUCGCAUCAAGUCCCAGCUGGAGGAGCGCAUGGCCGAGGCCCAACGCCGCCGAGAGGAACUGCUUUUGAAGAGUACUUCCCGCAAAGUCCGCGUCAAUAGCGCCUCCAAGAAACCUGUCGACGUCCUUGCCCGUGUUAGCGAACGCGAGGUUCGCAAGUUGUCCGAGCAGGAUGCUGCUCGACGUAUCCAGGGUUGUUGGCGCUCCACUGUCCGCAAGCGAGCUGUUGACGAGUUCUACAAACUCGGUCUGUGCAUUGACGGUAUUCGAGACACUGAUUUUGACACUGUCGUGGAGUUGCUCGCUCAAGAAAAAGUGCUGCACGUCGCUGCGCGUUUGUUGCGUCUCUGCGGACUGCAGGAGGGCGAACCCAACUCUGUGGCCGAAAUGGCCGCUUGCCGCACGUUUAUGAGUGCAUUUCUCAUUCUUGGACAUCCAAACCAAGUCCUUAGCACCAAAGACGACCCUGCUCGAUCAAAUACCCGCGUAGAAACCCCCGUGGCAGCAACAAACCGCCUACCAGUUGCCGAUUUGAACAAUCCCCAGCUACAGGACCUCAUUGGCAAGGCCAAAGAUCUCCUCAUCUCGUUUGAGAACAUUCUCUCUUGGCUUACCCCCGGCAACCGAUACACAGUUCCACCGUCCAUGCGCAACGCCAUUCCUGAAGCGUAUGCCGUGUUUCACAACGCAUUUAUCGCCUGGAAGUCGCGCGACUCUAAUGCUCUUGUUGAGGUCAUGGUCAUGCAAUUUGUCGAACUCGACGCUAUCUACCAAACCGUCAAAGAUAGUACUGACGAUGCCGCCGCCGCCUUGUACCGACAGAGCAUUCAAGAUAGCCAGCUCAUGCUGAUCGUCCGCAUCAAGCGACUAGCUGGCCAGGAAAAGGGAAAGAAGCUGAUUUUCGAGGCGGUUGCCGAAGCACGCAAGGCCCGCAAGGCCAAGAAGCAAACCACUGGCGACACCAGACCUCGAAUUGCUGAUAACUCGGCUGGCGAUGCCUCUGCCACUGCAAACAGCCUCGUGUCCCCCGAAUCGCAGACAUUGACCCCCCCAUCUACACCACUCAGCCGAGGCCAGGGUCAGAGCACCAGCCAACAGUCGUCCACUGGUCCUAAGACUGGGCUUAUGGGCUUGCUUCCUGACAACCGUGUUGUUGUACAUGAGCUUGCAAUCAACAAAGAGUAUCAGAUACCUACAGAGGACUAUGUCGAGCAACAGGCGGCAAUAGCCCGACCUCUUUACGCUCAUAUGAAGGCUGCUGUUUCUGCAGAUGAUAACGAAGCCAACUUUCGCAUCUUCCUCAGCAUGGCCGGCAGCAUCAGGGAUAAGCUGCAGCGGUUGCUCAAGCCAGGAAACUCAAUGUACAACCUCAUUGGUGAGAUACUUGACCCUGAGAUGGCGGAGCGACAGUUUACUGUUGGCAACUUUUCAUACGAGAAAUUCUUUACUGCCAUGGCAUCGCUGUUGCCCAAGCUGUGCGCUCCAUUCCGUGAUGAGGAAGUAAAUAUACUCAUACACGAUAAACUGGCGGACGGCAAUGUCAUUGAUCGCGUCGAGGCGCUCAUUGGAUUUAUCGACAUUAUGCUUUGCGAUUAUGUCAAUUAUUUGAUGCGCAUGGCCGCGCCGCAACUUAUUGAUUCCGCAGCGCAGUACGAAGCGAAGCGCUUUGCGCAAGAGUUUGCGGCCGGUGAUGUUCGGCUUAGAGUCGCUGAGAAUGCCUGGCGCGAGGCUACUAACAAGGUGAUGGCUGAAGUACAGCGUCGCGAUCCAGAGGGCAUCAACCACCCCAAAUCUCGGCCCACUGCAUCGCGCUUCUACGCGCAGAUGCUCGUGGAUGUUUUUUCGACGCUGGCCCUCCCAGUCGCGCCUGACCAGGUGCCUGAAAUGCUACGUCUCGAUAUGUCACGCAUUACGCAGGUGUCUACCAUGAUUCAGCGCAUCAUUACGGUCGGCGCUGUGCUGUUGCAGUGCAAAAAUCUCCUCAAGCGGGAUGUCCGUUCACAGUGGAAAACGGAGGCCUCGCGCAUCCUAGCAGUGCUUGAAAACGAACACUCGUCGCUCGACACCGCCUUGGACGGUACCAUGGCCGCCCUGGAGGCGGGCCGAUCCAUGCCCACGGCAACAAAGACGCAGCUGCGACAACUGGUGCGCAAGGUCCUGGAGGCAUCCCGCGAGAUGGCUCGCACCGGCGUCGAGCCAACCCAGCCCGUCCUCCGCCUGCUGCUCACCCGUCUCCGUGGCAAUAUCCUAGCCCGACUUGUCCCUGGCUCGUCGUCGGCGAGCGAGAAAGUCAAAGCAGCCAACACUGCGGGCGAGAAGCUGGCCAGCUUGGGGCUUUCGGAGUUUGUCGACCGCGUCAGGCAGAUUUCUGAUCUCCUCGACAAGGUUGGCGCGGUGGACCGUGCAGCGCACGGCACUUGGUGGGAUGCCGUCGCCAUCAAAGUGCAGCAAGAGACUAUCGAGUCUUGA